ACAGAUAUCUUCUAUGCAAUAGAUAUUCUUGUUCAAGUUUAUACAUCUGAACAUCGUCUGCGUCUAAUCCACGAAUUUGGAAAGAGGAAGUAUUCUUCUUUAUUGCCAACAAUAGUUAAGAUGGUUUGGCACUCAUAUAUUAUCAUUGACAUUUUAGCUAUCCUUCCCUUCCCACAGGUAUUGAUCUUCAUCUUCUUUUCAAAAAUGAGGAGCUCAAGAUCUUUCAAUGCAAAUAAGUUUAUUAUGAACUUUUUCCUGCUGGUGCAAUAUGUGCCACGAGUUUUUCGCAUCUACUUAUCGUGUAAAGAACCUAAAAGAUCUGCCGAUGGAGAGAGUACUGCAAUAUGGGUUAAAGGUCUCCUCAAUUUGUUCAUGUAUAUCCUCGCUAGCAACGUACUUGGAGCCGUAUGGUACUGUUUUGCUAUUCAAAGGAUGUUAGUUUGCUGGCAACAUGCUUGUCAAAUUGUAAAUGGAUGCGACAUUAGUACUUUUAGCUGCCAUGAACAUCAUUCAUUUACAAAUAUCACAUUUCUAAAUAGUUUAUGCCCUAUAGAUACGCCAGACUCGAAGCUCUUCGAUUUUGGCAUAUUUCUUGGUAUCCUCCAAUCUGGUAUACCUAAAUCAACAAAUUCUCUCCUGAAGUUGACGAACUGCUUCUGUUGGGGCCUGCGAAAUUUGAGUUCUCUUGGUUCAAACCUUCAGCCAAGUACGAAUAUAUGGGAAAACAUUUUUGUGGUCUUUACUUCUGUAAUUGGCUUGCUACUCUUUAUAUAUCUCAUAGGAAAUUUGCAGACAUAUAUGCAAUUGGAGACUGCAACAAAAGAAUCACAUAGACACGAGAGGAACAAGAAGAGAAAGAGGGAUCUGAUAGGUCAAGAGAUAGAAUUGUGGCUAUCGAAAUCUUUGGUGCCUAUGAGAUCGAGGGAUAAUAUAAAGUCGCAAAUCCUAGAAAGAGUACAAGAAGAACUUGAUGACAACCGCAAUAUCAGUGGUCUGGAUUAUAUUCUCUCUACUCUUCCCUUGCCACUUCGAAUGUAUAUUAAAGAUUGCUCGCCUUUGAAUAGGCUGAAGAAGGUGCCAGUGCUUCAAGACAUGGAUGAAGAAGGGUUGAAGGCAAUAUGUGAGCAUCUUGAGCCUAUGAAGUAUACAGACGAUAUCAUUAUUGAAGAGGGCGAACCACUUCAACUGAUGCUCAUUAUUGUAGAGGGAGUUGUAAAGAUUGAAAAGAGCAUAUGUUUUAGUAAUUUGCAACGAGGUGCCGGGGAAUUAUGUGGAGAGGAACUUCUAUCUUGGCCAGCAUUGAUCUCAUUUCCUGAUAUACCCUCAGCAACUGAGUCUGCUAAGGCAAUAGGUGAUGUUGAAGCCCUUGUUUUAAUGGCCAGUGAUAUGGAAAGUGUAGGGAGUAAGUUCUCAAGGCACUUCCAAGAGUACAGCAACUCUAGAGGUCGACUGCAUAUUCAUCUACAAAAUGUUGGGGCAGCAAUCUUUACUGAAAAGGACCUCAAGAAUGCUACAAAUAACUACCAUGUAAGUCGAGUACUUGGUGAAGGAGGCUCUGCAACAGUUUACAAAGGAAUACAACUAGAUAAUUCAGUGGUUGCCGUAAAGAAGAUCAAAAGUUUACUUGGAACAUUAGGAGUUAAUCUUGUUACAACGGAGAUGAUUGCUCUUGGUUAUAUCAACCACAAAAAUGUGGUGAGACUCAUAGGAUGUUGUUUGGAGACCAAACCUCCUUUACUGGUGUUGGAGGGCAUCACAAAUGGCAGUCUGUACGAGCACAUUUAUAAAACAAACGGCAAAGGAUCACCGCCACUGACAUGGGAGUUGCGAAUAAAAGUAGCAGUGGAUAUAGCAAGAGCACUAGCAUACUUACAUUCCGCCACACCAAUGAUCAUACAUCGAGAUGUGAAUUCAGCAAAUAUACUAAUAGAUGAGAAUCACACAGCAAAACUGAUAGACUUUGAACUUGCAAGAUUGGUUGCUGAAGACCGAGAUCCUAUUUUUACUUUAAUAAGAGGGACACUGGGAUACAUGGACCCUGAAUAUGUUCACUCGAACACACUAACGGCAAAGAGUGAUGUGUAUAGCUUUGGAAUUGUGCUUAUGGAGCUACUAACGAGCAGAAAACCAGUGUCUCUUGAUAGGCCCCAAGGAGAGAGACACCUAGCAGAUAUCUUUGUUGCUUUAGUAGACGAGGGUCGCGUGGGUCGUAUACUUGAUCAUAAAGUAGUCAGUGGCGGACAUUUUAAGACAGCUAUAAUAGUGGCGGGCAUUGCAGAAAGAUGUGCACGGUUUAGAAGAGAGGAAAGGCCUUCCAUGGAAGAAGUAGCCACUGAGCUGGAGGUACUGAUGGGAAUUUGAUCACUAAAAAGGACAAUUGUACACUUUUGGUUGAAUGAGGAACCACAUUUCUCAUUCCGUUGUGUCUUUGGGUGUAUGUUACAUUCAUUUGGGUUUGAAUUUGGUAGAAAUGUAUCGUCAAUAAUAGCAUAUAGUCAAUAAUACAUUACAAAACUGAGAAUCACUUUGGAGCUGAACUUAGAGUUUAGAUUGAU
Molecule: messenger RNA, 2555 nt
Organism: Fragaria vesca subsp. vesca
Lineage: Eukaryota; Viridiplantae; Streptophyta; Magnoliopsida; Rosales; Rosaceae
Product: cyclic nucleotide-gated ion channel 1-like
Exons: 6
Coding region: 121-2361 (746 amino acids)
Biological process (GO): protein phosphorylation
Molecular function (GO): protein kinase activity; ATP binding
Source: RefSeq, a predicted model, not a curated record